UGAGAGGCGUUGCUUGUCGUCUUCCAACCCGGAAACGUCCGCUGUUGUCGUCGCCGUGUCCGGUAGGACUGGGGUUAUAUAUCGAGUUCGCCUUUCACCUGAAAAGAAAUGGCAGGUUCAGGAAAUGAGGACAACCAGAGAAGGACAGCUGGUAGCUCUGCUCCAGAAACUGUGCAGAGCCCUGUUUUGCGCAUCACCCAGUUGGAUGCCUUCGAGCUGGACUCGGCCCUCGAGCAGCUGGUGUGGACCCAGUUCUCCCAGUGCUUCCAGAACUUCCGUCCCGGCCUGCUCACCCCUCUGGAGCCCGAACUGAGGGCUCUGCUCCACCUGCUCCUGUGGAGGUUCACACUCUAUUCCGGCAGCGCCACUGUGGGCCAGUCUUUACUAAGCCUUCGCUACCACAGCACUCUCUCCUCCUCUCCGCGUUACAGACCUCUGUCCCGCAGGCAGAAGUUGGGUCUGGCGCUGCUCACCGCAGGCCCCCGCUGGCUCCAGGAGCGCUCCCAUAGCCUGCUGCUGUGUUUGGGUACGAGUUCAGGAGGAGCCGCGUCUGAAAGAGACAACAGUUUGCUCCAGCGGGGUCUCCGUAGUUUCCUUACACUUGUCUCUGGCGUUGCCCAGCUCGCAAGUCUCAUCAACUUCCUCGUGUUCCUAAGACAAGGUCGCCACCCUGUCCUGGCUGAAAGGAUCGUGGGGGCUCGGGCAGUUUUCAGCAAGCCCAAUGUGGUCCGUGACAUAAACUACCAGUACAUGAACCGGGAGCUGAUGUGGCACGGCUUUGCCGAGUUCCUCAUCUUCCUUUUACCACUGAUCAACACAGGGAAACUGAAGGCAGCAGUCUCCUCGAUUGUUUUUGGUCGACAAAGUGCAACCGGGGAGGGAAUGAGAGAGGAGCGAGGGCUUUGGAAGGAGUGCGGACUUUGCGGAGAGUGGCCCACAAUGCCUCAUACGGUGGGUUGCCAACAUGUUUUCUGCUACUACUGCAUCAAAAGCCACAGUAUUUCAGACGCUUGCCUCACCUGUCCCAAAUGUGGCGUUGAGGCAGGGCAGCCUGAGCCGGUCAAGAUGAACGUGGAGAUGAUAGGCAGGCAAUGAUGUGAAGAAGCACUCGGGACUGAGUUCAUUUUUGAAAUCGCAUGAACUUGAAAUUCAAAUAGAAUUGGUGGUUUAUACGUGUCCAAACUGUAUACACACGCAGGGAAUAGACUCAUCACCUAUGUUAUAAUGCAAAUUUACCUUAAGGUUUCAAUAUUUUGGAAAAAAUUACAGAAGUAUAUUAAAACAUUUCUGAAGAAUCGGUUUCAGUGUCUGUGUCCGUGAGCAGCCCUGCUUCUUUUCUUUUUUUUUAAGAUUCACAAUGUAGUCGUGACUGAGUGUAUGACUGGACUUCAGUCUUUAUGAUGUCUGUGCCUUUCUGAACACACAUCGACCUGCCAUGUUUAAUGUAUGUGCGCAUAUAUUGACAGUCCUCUGCCCCUUCUGUUUCUCCUGCCGGACUUUGGGCAGAACUAUUUGUCUUUGGUGCACUGGACAGACUGCAGAGAACCGCACUGAGCAUAUAUUUGAUGAGCGCACGUGUUGAUUUAUGCUCCAAAUUGGCUCUGUGUUAGCACGUGUGUGUGUGUGUGUGUGUGUGUGUGUUUGUUGAAAUGGGAAUAUUUGUUCUGAUGAAAAAUGCAGAAAGUCAGCUGAAUAAAUAAUGGAGGAAUUUCUGAUGCCUCUCAUCAUUGCCAAAUUAGCAUUUGUUGUGUAUUUUGUGCCUAAAUUGUAUUUCAACAUCAUUAAAAUUGAUAGAGUGCUA
Molecule: messenger RNA, 1801 nt
Organism: Scophthalmus maximus (turbot)
Lineage: Eukaryota; Metazoa; Chordata; Actinopteri; Pleuronectiformes; Scophthalmidae
Gene: pex2
Product: peroxisomal biogenesis factor 2
Exons: 2
Coding region: 109-1095 (328 amino acids)
Biological process (GO): protein import into peroxisome matrix
Cellular component (GO): peroxisomal membrane
Molecular function (GO): zinc ion binding
Source: RefSeq, a predicted model, not a curated record